UCCAUUCUAGAAUGGUCUGUGAAAACGGCGGACUGUUUAAGCAACUUGUCUGAUCACGAAUAAGGGAUUACUGUUUACUACAUUUUGCUUGUAUUGGGAUACGAAAUAUAGUGCAUUUACAUUGAAAGUGAGACAUUUUCAUUAUCACGAUGAAGAUGAAUAUUGUGAUCUGCCUACUAUUUAAAAAAAUCUCGAGUGCUUGUUUGUGUCGUGCUACAGUCGAGUGCAACACUUGUACACACUGAUACAGUGUAAUCCCAGCAGAGGCAAAAUGAAAGACGAGAGAUCGGAAGAUGAACCUGCAGUGGGUGAAACAAGUCAAGAUAAAUCAAAGAAAAAUGAAGGCGUUUUGGCAGAACUCUCAUCUAUUUUAGCUGUCAAGGCCGAACGAAUACGUCUGAAACGGCGACAGGAUGCCCAAAUGACGCCCCAGCUACCCAGUGACGGUUCUGUCACCCACAGUAAAUCACAGCCAUUAAAUACCUUCCAACUAGAAGAAAGCAGUCUACUAUGGUCAAGAGCACUACCAAUUCCAGCAUCACAGAUUCCAGUGUCAAGAGCUCGUCUUCGAAGGCACCAGCAACAAACCUCCAACAAGCCUUCAGAUAGACCAGUUCAGAGACAGCAUAUUGACAUUUAUAAAUACAGGCCAGACUAUACAUGGAAUCGAGGAGGACGUGUGAAAGAACUAAGGAUUAGGAGGAUCGCACGAAAGUAUCUGCAGCUGUGGCUUUACAAUGUCUUUGGCAGAGUGAGACCUUCAGCUGCACGGAGGCAUUAUAACUUGGGACUGGUACGCAAAUCAUUUGCUGUUUGGCAUCUAUUUUGGUGGGAGAUCCGACAAGAGUGGCGUCUGAUGGUGAGAGCUGAGUGUCAUUAUAGAUAUGUGAUGUGGCAAAAGGUGUUCAGUGCUUGGAAGGAUUUCAUCAUACUACAGACAGUGAGGAAAGCUAAAUCUGACCAGGCAGAUAAGCAUUAUGAAUCUCGCUUGUGCCACACAACCUUGCAGUCUUGGCUCAAAUACUGGAAAGAGAGAAAGAGGAAAUGUAUACUUAAACAAAAGGCCAAUGCUGUGUUUACUCACCACACUUUGAGAUGGGUAUGGCAACAGUGGAGUAAUGAGAAGCAGAGACUGGAAGUCCAUACAGAAAUGGGUGUGGCUGCCUUGCAGUUUUGGGCAUGCAGGCUACAAGCACAACACUGGCAUAUAUGGAAGGUACAUCUGGACUUGAGAAAGAAAGAGAAACAAAAGAUGGUCAAUGCUGCCCAAUAUUAUAAUACUGUCAUCAUUGGUCAGUGCCUACAUGCAUGGAUGCAGUACUGGCAGUGUCAACAAGCCAAGAAACAACAGAAAAACUAUGCUGUGCGCGUUCAUGAAGCUACCCUAAAACUACAAAUGUUCAGACACUGGUUUCAUCGAUGGCAUCUGUGUUCAGCAGUUGCUGAACAUGAGGGUCGCAUGAAAAAUUAGCAGUUCAUUUCCAGAUCCGACACUAUUUUCGCCGAUGGCAGCUUUUUAUUGAUGAUAUCUAUCAACAGAAAGCAUUGACUUCCCUAGCUGAACAUCAUAACAGAAAGCACCUUUUGAGGCUAGGUCUCAGUGCAUUUCGUCUGUCAGUGGUUCAACACCGUAUCAAAUUGAUGAGACAAGCUUUGGC
Pomacea canaliculata is the source of this 1658-nucleotide messenger RNA. RefSeq names its product protein SFI1 homolog. The record is from RefSeq and is a predicted model, not a curated record. NCBI's taxonomy places the organism in Eukaryota, Metazoa, Mollusca, Gastropoda, Architaenioglossa, Ampullariidae. The coding region runs from base 272 to 1471 and encodes 399 amino acids. Gene Ontology annotation, molecular function: phosphatase binding. The transcript is spliced from 11 exons.